Molecule: messenger RNA, 2721 nt
Organism: Amphibalanus amphitrite
Lineage: Eukaryota; Metazoa; Arthropoda; Thecostraca; Balanomorpha; Balanidae
Product: F-box only protein 30-like
Exons: 8
Coding region: 205-1995 (596 amino acids)
Molecular function (GO): zinc ion binding; protein binding; ubiquitin protein ligase activity
Source: RefSeq, a predicted model, not a curated record
UAUUUCAUAAGUAUUUUUGCAUACCAAUACUGGUUAGUUGAAGCCACUAAGAAGUCUGGUAUACUUACAGAGUUCUUUCCUGUGAUUGCUUCGACACAGUUUGCAGCUGAAACCUGUAACUAGUCGCCAGUCGGCGACAUCCGGCCGGAGAUAACAUCUAUUCCAACCUGAAUUUGAAGUCAGGCUCUUCAAAGCAGGAGCGCGAUGGACUCGCCGGAGUCGGCCGGCGACUUCCACCAGCACUGCCAGCACUGCGUCAAACUGUCCCGCUGUGCCCAGGCGCCGGCCGUGACCGGGCAGCGCUGUGACGUCAUCGUCUGUCCGGCCGGCUGCGGCCACCGGCUGCACGAGUGUAAACUGGCAGAGCACCAGCUGCUCUGUCCAGAACAGAGGGUGCCGUGCAUUAACGUCGAGUACGGCUGCGAGGUAACGCUGGCACGCCGCCAGCGGGCGGCUCACCUGAGUCGCUGUCCGGCCAGCGUGGUGCUCUGUAUGGCGGAGUGGAACCGAUGGCCGCUGCUGGCCGCCCCGGCGGCUCCGGCGUCAGAGCCGGGCGGAGAGCCGCACUGCCGUCCCCUAGACUCUGAGCUGCUGGAGCGCGACCAGCGCCUGCUGCGCGACUCGCUGGCGCCGGCGCGCAGCCUGGCGCGCCGGCUGCGCGUGUUCCCCGCGGUGCCGCUGCGCCUGCCGGGCACCUACGACUGCUCGCACCUGGCGCCGCAGCUGCAGCUGGAUCAGGAGGCGGCCGCCGCCGAGCGACGGCCCCUCGACCCGCCCGGUCUGGAGCGGAGCGUCUGCAGUCAGCUGGCGCGCACCACACUGACACCUGGCGGCGACGAGACAAACUCCGACUGCGCGCCGCCGCCGCCAGAGCCGGCCGUCGACUCGUACGUAGAGAAGAUGUGUGUGCACCACAUCGGCCGGGACAUGUGUAAACUGUGCCGACACGACCCGCCGCCGGCGCGGCAGCUGGUGCGGCGUACCUGGCAGCCGGACCCGGACCCGGACCCGGAGGGAGGCGGCCUCCGCUGGCGGCGGCUCGAGAUCACCGAGCCCGUCCGACAGCGGCCCGGCAAGUACGACCUGGACGCGGCGCUGCGCAGGAACCGGCAGCUGGCCGCCGAGCAGGCCGACGAGCAGCGGCGCGCCGAGCGCGCGGAGAGCGCCGACGGGCCGCGGCUGGCGCUGACCAUCGACGCCGUGGCCGUGCCCGAGCGGAGCCGGCCGCGCGCGCUCUACACGUUCCAGUGUGCGCGGCCGCUGCGCCGUGACGAGUUCAGCGAACACUUCGGGCGGCUGCACGGCGACGUGCACGGCGGGGCCGGUGGGUGGAUCCAGCAGCGCUGCCCCAUGGCGCAGUACGGCUGUCCCCACUUCGCCGACAGGUUGUAUCCGGACGGCCCGCGGCGGCGGUUCACCGUCAGUCCCGUCUCCGGAUGUGUCGGGGUGACGGACGUCUCCGUACGACCCGUAACCAACGAUACGGAACCGGAGACUGGUACUGAAACAGACCCCGGACAGGAUCCGAUUCCGGACCCGGAGCGGGACCUAGAUCCCGGGUCGGGCGCGGCGCGCCCCUGGCGGUUUGAAGAGCUGCCCUUUGAGGUGCUGCAGCAUAUAGCCAGCCUGCUCGACCCUUACAGCCUGAACCACCUGUCCCUGACGUCCCGCCUGCUGCGAGACGUGUGCGGCUCGCUGCUCAACAGCCGAGGUCUGGUACUGCUGCUCUGGGCGCCCGUCCAGCGAGACGGACGCGUCACCUGGCACACGGUGGCCAAGAGCUGGCGGUUCAGCUGCGCGUUCGGCCCGGUGCGCCGUCUCUGGCUGGGCGGCGGUGCCCACAUGACGGACCACCUGCCGCGCUGUCCGUUCUACCGGCCGGCGCGCGCGGCGGCGCCCUUCGCUCUGGUGCCUGCCCGGACCGCCGGAGAGGAGGAUCAGGAGCUGGAGAGGCGAGUCGAACGGGUCAGGGAGAGGGUCCGACGACGACUCUAGUCCCGCGCGCCGGUGGGAGGGUCCGACGACGACUGUAGCCGCCUGGGAGAGGGUCCGACGACGACUGUAGCCGCCUGGGAGAGGGUCCGACGACUCUAGUCCCGCGCCGGUAGAAGGGGACUGACUGUCCUGGGUCCGUGGGGCCUGUAUGCUUCUCCGAGCGCCGUUAUCGACUGCUGUGCGCGGGAAGGGUGGGAGAGGCGGGUGGAAGAGCUGUGGAACAGCUGUCUCGGAUCUGAUCAGGUUCUGGGAGAGAGUAUCGCUGGUUUUACGGGCGCGUGCUGAUAGGCUACUCACUGCAAUACCUACCUACCUUAUAGGUGAAUCAUGCAGUCUGGGUAAGGGAAAGAGUGCAUUUAGUAUGCAUUUCACCCUGGUGUUAUGGCGAAAUAUCUUCUUCACACGGUGGUGUCUCCGUUAUCUAGAACUUGUUCUUGCUGGACAUUUAAAUAGCGUCGUGAUGGCGACAAGUGCCGAACAAGUGAGUGAUAACUCAGUGUUGUGGGUCAGACAUGGCUUGAACUAUUUAUAUCCAGGCUCAAAGCUGGUGUUUGGCUAGCGUUGAUAUUAGUGUAUUAUUCAUGAGCCGGCGCACAUAGGAGCGCCGUAUAUACUCCGCCGUGAGCGGUGAGUUGCAGAACUCAGGUACCAUGCAGCUGACUUCGGGUGGUGAAUUUGCAUGCCAAGCUUUUCUCACUAAGACGGGGUGACGGGGUAACGAAUUCA